AUGGCCUCCGUCCGCAACAGCACACGAUUCUCCUCUCGUCUGUUCUCCAAGUCGUCAAUACCCAAGUCGGCGUCAUUUGCUCCAAAAGCCACGCCGGCCGCGGCAUUCACAUUUUCGACAUCGUCCACCAGCAGCAGCGCCAGCGGUAGCACCAGCGGUAGCACGAAUGCUCUGCCCCAGCAGACAUCGUCGCCGUCGGGGGCGGGUCUUGCCGGCCUGACAUCGAUUCCCCGCGUCCCGUCGGCGAUCGCGAACGCCCGUGCCCAGCAAUCACAGCUGGCCCUCCUCGUUUCCCAGGGAUCAAGCCAAAAUGAUGGGGUAUACUCUUCACGCUCCUGCCCAGCAUCCCGGCCGCUCGCUCUCGGAUCGCCUGGACAGACCUUGAUUGCUGACGGUGGCAAACAAGGCUCGAGCUGA
This is a messenger RNA of Polychytrium aggregatum, 417 nucleotides long. RefSeq lists its product as uncharacterized. The transcript is spliced from 3 exons. The record is from RefSeq and is a predicted model, not a curated record. The coding region runs from base 1 to 417 and encodes 138 amino acids. NCBI's taxonomy places the organism in Eukaryota, Fungi, Chytridiomycota, Chytridiomycetes, Polychytriales.